Molecule: messenger RNA, 2839 nt
Organism: Cephus cinctus (wheat stem sawfly)
Lineage: Eukaryota; Metazoa; Arthropoda; Insecta; Hymenoptera; Cephidae
Product: dnaJ homolog subfamily C member 10
Exons: 13
Coding region: 300-2657 (785 amino acids)
Source: RefSeq, a predicted model, not a curated record
GAUUCGUUAAAUAUUGAGUAUCGGGAAAUAAGCGAAAGAGAAUACUGCUAAAGAAAGUUCGAAUUUUGUGUACGAUUGAAAUAAAACUAACUGUAGAAAUUUCAAAAUAGAUGUAAGGCUAGGUGAUGCUUCGUAUCUCAGGCUUCUACUCCAAAUAGGGGACGAAUGGUAAAUCUGUAGAUCCAUGUAGUGGGCGGCUGAUGAUGAACAUGGUGGAACCGCACAUAAAAAAAUUAAAGAUAAAGAACCGAUAACAAGUCGGAACAUAGAAUUUUGUAGAUUGUCUGGAAACGAAGAAAAUGAUGUAUUGGAGAACUUUAUUAUUGUUACUGAUAAUUGCGCUCUCAUCGGCUGAAGAUUAUUAUGAGCUAUUGGGUAUUAAAAGAGAUGCUAAUGAAAGAGAAAUAAGAAAAGCAUUUAAAAAACUAGCUGUUACUCAUCAUCCUGAUAAAAAUAAAGAUGAUCCUAAAGCACACGAAAGAUUUGUAAAGCUUACGACAGUGUAUGAAGUUUUAAAAGAUCCUGAUUUAAAAAAGAAAUAUGAUCUUUAUGGCGAAGAGGGUCUCGAUGGCACAAAUAAACAAAGACAGUACCAUUCCUGGAAUUAUUAUCAAAAUAAUUUUGGUAUUUAUGAUGAUGAUCCUGAAGUGAUAACUCUGAACAGAAAUGAUUAUUUUGACAGUGUCACCAAUUCUGAAAAAAUGUGGCUGGUCAAUUUUUAUUCUCCAAUGUGUAGUCACUGUCAUACUUUAGCACCAGUUUGGCGAAAGAUUGCUAAAGAUUUAGAAGGAGUAAUAAGGGUUGGAGCUGUGAAUUGCGAGGACGACUGGAAUAUUUGUAGUCAAGUUGGCAUACGCUCGUAUCCUACCAUUCUUCAUUACCCAAAGAAUUCGCAACAUGGUAUUAGAUAUACCAAUGAGAAAACUCAUUCAGCUAUCAUGCGCUUUGUUUUGGACAGACUAGAAGCUAAUAUUCGAGAAAUAAAUAACAAUGUUUGGAACGUUCUUUUACGUGGAACAGAAAAAACCAAUCGACCAACUCUUAUAUUUACCUGUGGCACUCAACGGAAUUGUUACACACCUGAUGAGCGGUUAAAAAUAGCUGCAAUAUUUGACAAGAUGAUAAAUGUACGAAUAUUCUUAUGCGAAGAGGACCAUUGCGAAGAUACACUUUCGCAGGACACCGCUGCUGUUUACUUACCAGUGAACAGUGACAAUUCCUGGACCCCGGUAUUCCUCGAUUACGAGGACGAUGUCAAUACUCUUGUUCAAAAAGUCUUAGAGCAAUUACCAGAACCUCAAGAUGUCAGUAGCGAUGAAUUCCAGGAUAUUAAAAAACGUCUUGAAUCUGAGUCAGAUGUUGGCUGGCUCAUUUGCUUUUAUAUUGGCCACGCGACCGAAUUAGAUUUGCAAUUAAAAAAACUUCCCAGUAUCGUGCACGAUAUCAAUUUAGGCAAAAUACAUUGUGGUAGAUAUUCAGAUCUUUGCAACGAUCUCAAUGUAAACCACUAUCCGAUGUGGGGUGUACUUAAGCCAGGUGGAGCUUUUGAAUUAAGUCAUGGAAAAAAUACAAUUAAUGAUAUUGCAAAAUUUGCCGAACACAGUAUAAAAGCAAAGAAUGUUUGGGCUUUGUCAGCAGAAAAGAUAGUCUCUAUCUUAAAAAGAAAUAAUGGUAAUGAAGCAUGGUUUGUAGACUGGUACGCACCAUGGUGUCCACCUUGUUUAAAGUUUCUACCAGAACUACGGAAAGCUUCUUUAGAAUUUGACCCAUCUGUCAUCCAUUUUGGUACUGUAGACUGUACAGUUCACUCUGGAAUAUGUCGACAAUACAAUAUACGUUCUUAUCCAACGGCCAUGUUAAUAAACGGCAGUAACACGCAUCAAUUUACCGUGGAAAAAACGGCGCCAAAUAUUAUACAAUUUAUUAACGAGGCAAGAAAUCCUUCAGUGUUAAGCCUAACGUCCAAAAACUUUAACCAAAGACUUGGUAAGAAGAAAGCAAAGUUGCUAUGGGUAGUCGAUUACUUUGCUCCUUGGUGUGGUCCAUGCCAACAAUUUGCUCCAGAAUGGACAUCAGUGGCAAAGUCAUUGCGUGCCUUAUCCUUUGUUAAAAUUGCCAGUGUUGACUGCGAAGCAGAAUCUGCACUGUGUGGGUCCCAGGGUAUUCGUAGUUAUCCAACAAUUAGAUUAUAUCCAAUUGGUAGCGAAGGAUUGAGUACAGUGGCAUUAUACAGCGGAGCAAGAGAUGCACUGUCAGUCCUAAGAUGGAUUGUACAAUUUUUCCCAGUGAAGGUUGAGAACUUGAAUCCAACCACCUUUGAAUCUGAAGUCCUAAAUGGUGACGACGUAUGGCUUGUUGAUUUCUUUGCUCCUUGGUGCGGCCAUUGCCAAGUGCUAGAGCCUCAUUUUGCUGUUGCUGCUCAGCUACUCGAGGGAAAAGUUCGAUUUGCACGUGUUAAUUGUGACAAUUACAGGCAGCAUUGUGGGCGCUCUGGGGUACGUGCAUACCCCACUUUAAUGAUUUAUAGCCCAAAUCAGAAUCGUCAUCAUAAUAUUUAUGAAGGCCAACGAAUCGAAGGAACCACAGUAGACACUAUAAAGGACGAAGUAUUAUUAUUCUUAAAAUCCCUAAGUAAUCGAAACCGCGAUGAGCUUUGAUGAUAAAUUCCUUAGGUGCCUUAAUUCACGAUAAAAAUGUUCCACGUCAUUUUUUACUUUACUUUUUUUUAGCGUCUUUCAAUUUACACACGAUACUGUAUAAGAUCUGAAUUUGCGUCGUAUAAUAGUGCACAGCGAUCUGACUUUCCAUAAAAAUUGAUAAGUUUAAGUUUAACAUAUCA